AUGUCCAACAACGAUAUCCGCAACAUCGUCAUCCUGGGGGCAACCGGCCCCAUCGGUAUCGAGAUCACCAAAGCCCUCUUAGUCGCCGGCUCCCCCUUCGAGAUAACCGCCGUCCGACGGGUGAAUGCCUCCACCCCAUGGCCAUUUCCACCCAACCCUCACCUCCAGGAGAUAACGGUGGAUUAUACCUCCACGACAUCUCUCAAACAAGCCUUCCUUGACCAGCACGCCAUUAUCGAAGCAUUUAACCCCAGUACCACAAUUCAUCAAGAGCGGAUCAUCCAGGCUGCGAUCAAAACGCCCACAAUCAAACACAUCAUCACUCCAGAUUUCAGUAGCGAUACAUUUCACCAGAACGCCGAGGAGCUGCUCAUAUUCGAGCCGAAGAUAAGAGCUCAGCGUAUCCUUGAGGGACUAAUAGGUCAAAGAGAUGACCUGCACUGGACGGCGAUCAUCACGGGCCCGUUCUUUGAUUGGGCAAUACCCAAGAACCUCUUCUGGAUAUCCCCCACCACCCACAAAGUCACCAUCUUCGGAUCCGGAAACCAACGCAUCAGCAUGUCCAAACUCGAUAUGGUCGGACGAGCGACACUAGCAGUCUUAACUACCCCAGAAAACUACCUAGACAGACCAGCCUACUUCGCAGACUACACAAUCAGCUCAAACGAGGUACUGAGCAUGUUAAAUGAAACCCAUGUUGACGGGCAACCCUGGACAGUUAACGCCAUUGCACUAGACGGAUGGCUCAAAACAGCCACACAGCUCUGGGAGAAAGAUACGGCCGAUGGAGUCGAGGAUCGGCUGAAUAGUACUGCGUAUCGGAUGUUAGGCACAUACGGGCUCUUUGAUGAGGAGAAUCAGUACGGGGCGGAUUUUAGUGAUAGGGUGGAGGCUAGGUUUGGGAUGGGGAGAGAGGAGUUUGUGGAAGUUUUGCGAAGCGUGGUAGGUUAA
This is a messenger RNA of Aspergillus sclerotioniger CBS 115572, 951 nucleotides long. Its product is annotated as NAD(P)-binding protein. The transcript is spliced from 3 exons. NCBI's taxonomy places the organism in Eukaryota, Fungi, Ascomycota, Eurotiomycetes, Eurotiales, Aspergillaceae. The coding region runs from base 1 to 951 and encodes 316 amino acids. The record is from RefSeq and is a predicted model, not a curated record.